AUGGAUGACUUGCCCGCUGACGGUUCGAGUCUCCCCAGUUCCUUCUAUGCGGCAUACUCUAGGAUGAUAGCCGGAAAUCCCCAUUACAGCGUCAAGGCAUGCAUGCCAGCAAACCAAGGCAACUCGCCAUGGGAAAAUCCAAUUCCGAACUCCGCAUACCAUAUCAGAAGCCCUUUAUCCGAUUAUGGCAUCAAUUUCCCCGGUUUUUCCGGCGGACCAACUGUUUUCAAGGUGGAAGCCGAUAGUACCUCAGGGUAUUCCGAAUUGCCUUAUUAUAUUAAUAAUAACACUGCUGGUGGUGACCUUUUGCCACGAGACCCUGACGAUGAAAUCCAGCCCAACCGCCGCUUGGACUCUGUUUCAAUCAAAGGAGUAGGAUUUAAGGUCGAUAUGGAAUACGACAUUCCGAAGAUCUCGAUCGCAGAAGACCUAGCCCCCCUUGUCAACCUGAUGAAAGAACGUCGUGAGAGUUAUAGCUCCGAUAUACAGGAGGCUUGGUUGAAUUGCCUCAGACGUCCAGAUGAUACGCAGGUUGGCUUGAUCAGUGGCAACCGCAGUGACAGAAACUUUGAAAUUCAGUCCGACGUGGGUAACGACGCACCAAUGCCUGUGAUCAGCAACGUGGAUGUCAUUGCCAUUUCUGUGUUGCUGGGCAUAUUCCUGCUGAACCUUAUCGCAGUGGCGGGGAUAUACUUAUUCAGUUCCAACAGUACUCUAGAUGCGUUCGUGAUUCUCCGGUUAGGUGCCCAGUUGUCCACGGAUGAUACCACAGGCCCACUACCAGCUCUUUUAGCAAAUUCUUGGGGAGUAACUGCCUUAGAUCGGAAACAUGGAUGA
Molecule: messenger RNA, 837 nt
Organism: Blastomyces gilchristii SLH14081
Lineage: Eukaryota; Fungi; Ascomycota; Eurotiomycetes; Onygenales; Ajellomycetaceae
Exons: 5
Coding region: 1-837 (278 amino acids)
Source: RefSeq, a predicted model, not a curated record